Jatropha curcas is the source of this 1013-nucleotide messenger RNA. RefSeq names its product endo-1,3;1,4-beta-D-glucanase. Gene Ontology annotation, molecular function: hydrolase activity. The record is from RefSeq and is a predicted model, not a curated record. NCBI's taxonomy places the organism in Eukaryota, Viridiplantae, Streptophyta, Magnoliopsida, Malpighiales, Euphorbiaceae.
AUUUCAAUUCCCUCUACGGUUUCUUCUCAGUAGUCACUCUCACUUCCACUCACAUCUGUCAAACAUGUCAAGUUCUCACUGCUUUGAGAACCCACCAACUCUGAAUCCAAACUAUGGGGCAGGCACAGUUCAAGAACUUGGUGGUCUCAAGACUUAUGUCACUGGCCCUCCCGAUUCCAAGCUCGCCAUCCUUCUAGUUUGCGAUGCAUUUGGGUAUGAAACACCAAAUUUAAGGAAGCUUGCAGACAAAGUUGCAGCAGCAGCUGGAUUCCUUGUAGUGGUUCCUGAUUUUCUCUAUGGUGACCCUGCUGAUGUGAAUAAUCCUCAGUUUGAUCGACAUGUCUGGUUGAAAAACCACGACACUACUGAAGGUUGUAAAGACGCCAAAGCAGUGAUUGCUGGACUUAAAAGCAGAGGCAUUUCUUCAAUAGGGGCUGCAGGUUUUUGCUGGGGUGGAAUGGUUGUGGUAAAAUUGGCAAGCUGCAAUGAUAUUCAGGCUGCAGUUAUAUUACAUCCUGGUUUGAUUACAGCUGAUGAGAUCAAUGCUGUUAAGGUUCCAACUGCUAUAUUGGGAGCUGAGAAGGAUAAGAUUUGUCCACCAGAACAAUUGAAACAACUAGGAGAGUUGUUAGCAGUAAAAUCUGAAAUUGAGAGCUAUGUAAAGAUAUUCCCAGGUGUUGCUCAUGGAUGGACACUGAGGUACAGUGAUGAGGAUGAUUCUGCUGUGAAGAUUGCUGAAGAAGCUCAUUCAGACCUGUUGAAUUGGUUCACCACCCAUGUCAAGUGAGAGGGCAUUUUGUUCUAUGCAGAGCCUAAAACUCGAGUUUAAUCUGAAAUUUUGAUAAAAAAUUUAAAAUUGUAUUAGUGGAUCACAACAUCAAUCAAUUUUGCAAUUUCGUAUGAUUAGUAUUUUCAAUUUCUUUUUAUUUUUUGGGCAAUUUAAUGUAGAAAUAAAUACUAUGUUCAUACGGCGGAAACUGCUAUAUCUAAUCUAGAACUUCCCCACUUAUUCA